Saccharomyces eubayanus is the source of this 1038-nucleotide messenger RNA. RefSeq names its product H(+)-transporting V0 sector ATPase subunit d (gene VMA6). NCBI's taxonomy places the organism in Eukaryota, Fungi, Ascomycota, Saccharomycetes, Saccharomycetales, Saccharomycetaceae. Bases 1 to 1038 code for a protein of 345 amino acids. The record is from RefSeq and is a predicted model, not a curated record. Gene Ontology annotation, cellular component: vacuolar proton-transporting V-type ATPase complex; fungal-type vacuole membrane; proton-transporting V-type ATPase, V0 domain. Gene Ontology annotation, biological process: proton transmembrane transport; vacuolar acidification; vacuolar transport. Gene Ontology annotation, molecular function: proton-transporting ATPase activity, rotational mechanism. The transcript has a single exon.
AUGGAAGGCGUAUAUUUCAAUAUUGAUAAUGGGUUUAUUGAAGCUGUAGUGAGAGGCUACAGAAAUGGGUUGUUAUCUAAUAAUCAAUACAUUAACUUAACACAAUGUGACACGUUGGAAGAUCUAAAAUUACAAUUAUCGUCGACUGAUUAUGGUAAUUUUCUUUCCUCCGUCUCUUCAGAGUCUUUGACUACGACGUUAAUUCAAGAAUACGCAUCCAGCAAGUUGUACCAGGAAUUCAACUACAUAAGAGACCAAUCUAGUGGGCCCACGAAGAAGUUCAUGGACUACAUCACUUACGGUUACAUGAUCGACAACGUGGCUUUAAUGAUCACCGGUACUAUUCACGACCGUGAUAAGGGUGAGAUUUUACAACGUUGUCAUCCAUUAGGGUGGUUUGAUACUUUGCCCACUUUGAGUGUUGCAACCGAUCUUGAAUCCCUAUAUGAAACCGUGUUGGUGGAUACUCCAUUAGCUCCUUAUUUCAAAAACUGUUUUGAUACUGCUGAGGAAUUAGAUGACAUGAACAUUGAAGUUAUCAGAAAUAAACUGUACAAGGCAUAUUUGGAAGAUUUCUACAAUUUUGUCACUGAAAAGAUCCCAGAGCCUGCUAAAGAAUCUAUGCAAGUCCUACUAGGUUUCGAAGCCGAUAGAAGAAGUAUCAAUAUUGCUCUUAACUCUUUGCAAAGUUCAGAUAUUGAUCCUGAUUUGAAGCGUGACUUAUUGCCUAACAUUGGUAAACUAUACCCUCUUGCUACAUUCCAUUUGGCACAAGCUCAAGAUUUUGAAGGGGUUAGAGCUGCUUUGGGUAACGUUUACGAGUAUAGGGGGUUUUUGGAAGCCGGUAACUUGGAAGAUCAUUUCUACCAAUUAGAAAUGGAAUUAUGUAGAGACGCAUUCACUCAACAGUUUGCCAUCAGUACCGUUUGGGCCUGGAUGAAAUCCAAAGAACAAGAAGUUAGAAACAUCACUUGGAUCGCGGAAUGUAUUGCUCAAAACCAAAGAGAAAGAAUUAACAAUUAUAUUUCAGUCUAUUAA